AUGGUCCCGAAUUUAGCCUUGACCCUAUCAAACCAUUUAGUGAACAAAGGUUUUUUGGACGGAGGGCCUGUCAGAUACACCUUAGAAACAAGGUUCAGAAAAUCGAUCCUAACUUCAGGUCGAUGUACAAGAGCGGGGUCAUUUGAGAGGGUGAGGGGAGAAAGCAGUUCCGCUACCGGAAAGAAUGGGGCCCCAAAAGCAAAACCAACCCCUCAACAGUAUAAUGAACUAAUACCUGUGUUUCAGCAAUCUUUUUGGAAGCUUCCUCCAUCAAAGGCGGGGAGCAAACCGUCGGUUGUUAAUCUCCGAGCAAGGGGCAUCUCAUCUAGCCUACCUGUGGAGGAAAGGAGGGGGUUAGCUCCUUAA
Molecule: messenger RNA, 366 nt
Organism: Sphenostylis stenocarpa
Lineage: Eukaryota; Viridiplantae; Streptophyta; Magnoliopsida; Fabales; Fabaceae
Source: the annotation of a GenBank genome assembly